AUGACGGGCGUUGGACGAGUCUCGGCUCUCGACAGACCUUGGAUUGGCCUGCUUCUGGUAGUAACAUUCGCCUGCGCCUUCGCCGACGCGUUCAACACGACCGGCCUGUCGCCAAACCCGAUCAGAUUCAAGCUCCCCUCGGGAAUCACAAAGAUCCGCGAUUUCCUCGACGACGCGUUCGAGCGCGAAAAGGACACGUACAACGGCGACGCAUCGGCCGCGAACCAAUGGGGGCAGCCCAUCCAAUCGGGAUGCUCGACGACAUGCAAGGCGCAGAAUAGCAAGUGGCAGUGCGGCGUGAUGCACGAGCCUAUCAACGUGUACCUGAUCUGGUUCGGGCGGUUCAAGGAGAGCCAGAAGAACAUCAUUCGCAAUUUCGUGCGGUCUGUCGGCGACAGCAGUGACCCCUCCAACACGGUCGCUCAAUGGUGGAAUAUCAACCGGCUGUACUCGGAUUGCAGUGGUAGACCUGUUUCUGAGACGGUGCGACUGGCAGGCGACCACCAUCUCAAGCCGCGCAUGCGCUUCCUCUUCAGCAACAUGGCCAUCUCCUUUAUAGUCAAACGCGCUAUAAGCGCCAAGGCGUUCCCUGCAGACCCGAACGGGGUGUACUUUGUGAUAACCGAUAAAGGCACGAAACAGCAAUCGUUGCUAGGCGGCUUCUGUUCGGCCUACUGUGGCUGGCACUCGUAUGACAAGAUCAAGGGGAAGGCCCUCAAGGUCUCCUUCAUAGGACAUCCGGGAAAAUGCCUGCGCUCGUGUGCAGCCCCCUCCAUCUCGCGAAAGGGAGGCCGCAGUCCCAACGGAGACAGGGCAAUGGACGCCAUGGUCUCCAUCCUCGCCCAUGAGCUCGCCGAGGCUGCCUCUGACCCGUACCUGGGCACGUGGACUGAUGCCAGCGGCAUGGAGAAUGCUGAUAUCUGCGCCUGGAGCUAUGGCACUGUCGAAACAACAGCCAGUGGAGCAGAGUACAACCUGGUGGGGCUGAAUGGGAUGAAGUUCCUUGUGCAGCAGAACUACCACCCCAAUCUACGGACGUGCCUGGUUACCACCACCGUGUAG
This is a messenger RNA of Closterium sp. Yama58-4, 1062 nucleotides long. Lineage: Eukaryota; Viridiplantae; Streptophyta; Zygnematophyceae; Desmidiales; Closteriaceae. The record is from the annotation of a GenBank genome assembly.